Molecule: messenger RNA, 4620 nt
Organism: Haliotis rufescens (red abalone)
Lineage: Eukaryota; Metazoa; Mollusca; Gastropoda; Lepetellida; Haliotidae
Exons: 3
Coding region: 449-880 (143 amino acids)
Biological process (GO): sleep; regulation of synaptic transmission, cholinergic; positive regulation of voltage-gated potassium channel activity
Source: RefSeq, a predicted model, not a curated record
ACAGAGGUCUGUCCGAAAUGUAGCAGCGGCCGACGCUAUCGUGCGACAGUCUCAGUCCCCUAACACUGACACGUGGGUUUGGCCGAGGCUUCUAUCAAGCCUCCACGGAUUGAUUCCCUGGAACGAUCGUUGUUACAGAUAGCUACGGGAGCGAUAGUAAGCGGUGACAGCACUCUGUGACACUGUAAAAGAAAGUAAGAAAGUGUGUUUUCAAAUCAUUACUGACAACAUAAAUCACACUUUUAUUGGUAUAAAAAACGUUCACAUUUAAAAAGGCAACAUCAUUGCUUCAGGACGCGUGCAAGUAUAUUAAUUCACAGGACACAGGACUAUAUCUUAUUACAUUUUUCUGGUUCAUAUGCGAGCCUCUGAGGAAGUAAAGGAUUCGCUAUCACGGAGCUGAAGAUCAGGACUUCUCUUCUGAAACUUGUGAUGAUAAUCCAGCAUCAUGCGUGACUGGUGCCUGAUAUGGUUUAUUUGCCUUGCACUGAUUUCCCUAGGUGCUUGUAUUAAGUGUUACAGAUGUGACAACAAAAAGAAUGGGGCGUGCGGAGAGGAGUUUAAGUCCUACCAGUUCACAGCCUACGAGUGUAUUGACCAAAACAUGAAGUGUGGAAAGCAGACCCAGCUCCCUCUGGAAGACGGUUGGGUUGGCGUUAUGCGGAGCUGUUACUCCCUCGGUUCCCUUCCCGGGAUCAACGAGACCAACGGCUGUCACUACUGGAUAAACCCCUCUGACAAUUUCACUGCUCUCAUAUGCUUCUGUGACACUGAUAUGUGCAAUGUCGGCAGUAUGCAGGGCCUGGCGUCAGAAGCAAUUACCUUUACAUUUGUAUUAAGUGCAGUUAUCCUCUUUAUGCAAAGUUUCCUGUGGUCUUGAGAAAAACAUAAAUAUGAAUGGUUGUCCCUUUUCUAAUGUACUAUCUGUCAAUGUUAAUAGUGUUUCAAUCAAUAAAGAAUUGUAUAUGCGAUGUGUAUGUAAAACUUGUUUGGUUCAAACUGAUUAAGUUUUCAACAGCAUUAUACAUCAAAAUGAGUUCAAAUAUCCGCACGUGUCUGGUUUAAAUAUGUUUUUUGUUCAAAAACAAUCAAAGCUUGCUUAUAUCAAUACAGCUCCAGCCAAAAAAACAAUUACAAUCAUGCUAACAAAAUGCAAAUUGGCAAAAUGACAUUCGUGUACGGAGCACCAAACUAAGAAAUAUUAUUGCAAAAAAGCUAAUUUCAACAAGCUUCAAAUAACGUUGUAAGAUACACAAUAUUCAUACAAUAUAGUUGUACAGUAAACUACGGUUAUAACGAACUCAAAGGGACUACUGAUUUUAGUUCGUUAUAACCGUAAUUCGUUAUAAGCAUAUAUACAGCAUAACUACAGCAUAUAGUCGGAACUAAAAAGUUAGUUCGUUAUAUCGUUAUAAGCGUGUUCGUUAUAACCGUAGUUUACUGUAGUUUGCUUUCAACUUCUUGAUGAAAUGUCAUUGAGCUAUUUCGAAUGUCCAAGUUCUUAAGCAUUUAGCUCUGACUUGUAACAUGAACGUUAUUACAUUUUACCUCGUGUGAAUAACGCGACUACAUCAUAUAAUAUGGCAACAAUGAAUAACGUUUAUACGAAACUUAUAUGUGUUUACAUUUAUUGCAUAAAAUUUAUAAGUUGACGUUUGCAUAGUGGUAUGACAAAAUGACAAUGUGUGAGAUUGUAAAUCGUAUAUCAAGCAUCCUAGCCAAUUCCAUAUGCCGUUUUAAUAUCAAACAAUUCGACCAACAUGUACACGUCUUUACACCGCGAAUAAAAAGUAGUACACAAGGUUAAUGAUGAUUUUCCUAGACAUACAUAUACACGUAUACAACUCUAAUAGUUCAAACAUGUUAAUUAAACGAUAAACUUUUAUCUCAAACGUUCUAGGAAUUAACGUCCUAAAACAUCAGGCAGUUCGGUUCAAGAGUAACCAGUCGCAUGGUCCUAAAGCUGUGGUAUAUGCCCAAAAGGGAUAACACAGAUGUUUCAUGGAGAGACCCAUUUCAUCAAUACUUUACAGGUCUGUAUCCACAACGUUCCUCCAUCAUCCGUGAUUACAUUCGGCCCAUUCGCACUGUUGUCGCUAUUUUGAACCAGCGCAUCAAGACAAUGCCUGGUUCUAGCGACAGCUCAAGAUCAAUGAGCAUCCAGAUUACAUCGCGCGGCUAUAGGUGGGGGCAUCUGCGUUUCACGUUGUUUCAGUAUAUAGGCUUUUGAUUGGAGAUUAACGCCGCACUCAGCUAUAUAUUACAGCUACAUGACGGUUGUCUGUAAAAUAUCGGGCUUGGACCAGACAAUCCAGUGACUGACAUCAUGGGCAUCGAUCUACGUUGGGAUACGAUGACAUGCAUCAACUUAGCCAGCGAGCCUGACCACACGAUGGGUUGCUGAUGACCAAUUCUCACCGUGAUCUUCACGGGUCUAGUUUAUAGGCAACUGUAGGGUUCGCAAAAAGUUCAAGCACGCACGUACAGUAGGGUUCAUUUGACUCCAUACGUUAUCAAAGUAGACACAAUUAAUGAAUAACAACUUCUUUAAUACUGUAAAGGAGACGUUUCGGGAUAGAUCCUUUCACCGAUGUCAAGCAAGACUGAAUGACGAACACUGUACAAAAAACUAGUAUAUGUAGUGGGUGGAGGAUUAACAAUGGAGGAUUAACAGCAAGAACAGUUGCAUACAUGAGUGGGAGAAGGAGUAGGUGAUGACAACAGAAGGAUAAUACUAUCACAACAUGAUUGGCAGAGAACACAUAGGUUGUCCAUGAGUUAUUCCAGGAGCUCACGAUAAGAUACACACGUCACUACUACAUCGGAAGACUGUCGUACAUGUAUGUAUUCACGGGUAAUGGAAGAACGUAUUUGAUUUGAAGCCUGUGGCGUAUUGCUGAUGCUAAAUCAACUUGAGCCUACUUUGUAUUGUAUGACUGUGGUGUCCAUUUGUUUGGUUUUUUAAAUAUGUUUUCUUUGUCGUGUUGAAACUCAUCCAUACCUUUUAUGUCUUGGCGCCGUCUGGUUUCAAAUCAGUUAUUUAGGUAUCAUAUUCAUUCAUUCACACGAUCGCAGUUUUUUUUCCACAGAUAUGUUUGUAUGUUGAGUGUGAACACAUAAUGCAUGCCCAGGUGAGGUUUUGUAAAAUGAUUUCCUUUUAUUUCGGUACCGAGCGAUAAUCGGAUGAUGUAUUUUAAUGUGAUUUUAUCAUUUUACCUUUUUCUAGGCGUAUGUCCCUGCUUUGGAGGUGCAAUAUUUAUAUCUACAUUACACAGUGUCACAUAAAACUGUUAUAUACAUAAUGCUACAAUACAUCUCGUGCAAAACGUGUUUUGGGUAGUAGUAUCAAGAUAUAUAUGUGUUAACAGAAUGUCACUAUUAAAACACGUGGCAUCUGCGUGUUCAUAUGUUUCUGUGAUCCCCUCUGUACAGUUGGAGGAUGCCAUUGAAGUGACAUAUAUUUAAAAUAGGUUUGUUUUUUGUUGGUCUUUGAACGUAUUAUGCUAAAGUAGACAUGGCUCAGAUGAGAAACAUGACGUCCUUCAUAAAUUUUAUUUUUCAUUUCAAUGUUUACUGUCCAACUAACUGCACGAUACUUGUGGUUAUUUUAUGUAUUGUCGUUCCCUGGGUGUGUUUGUAAUGUAUAUCGUUACCAAAUACAAGCAAUCCGGUUUUUACAAGAUGAAAAGCUUACAAAAGUAAAUUAUAAUGUUCUUGGCGUUCUGGUCCGCAUAUUUUCCAUUUGAACUUUGUAUUUAUUGUGUAUCUAAGGAAAUGCAAAGUAACAUGAGUCAGUGUUUGGGAGAAUCUUGUAUUUAAUCCAAACAGAGCUAGCUACUCUCAAGUCGCACCACAAGUUCGGGUAUACGGGAUCUAUCAGUGAAACAGAAGUGGCAAUAUUGGCGCGAUUUAAAGAAUAUGUCGUGUUAUUUGUAUGUCUAUCACCAUGUAUGUAUACACUACUUCCGUGAGUGCAUUUGACGUUUUAGUUUCUUAUGUAUAUUUUCUGCCUUAACAUGUUCCCCGUUUGAAAAGAACUGGUCAAGGGAGACUAGCUUUCAUGGAGCCACGGUGCAAAGGACAGUGUAACCAUUUCUGAAAUUAUUUAACCUGCUGUUUCUUAUGACCAUGGAAAGGGUUUUAUAGCUUUUAAGUAACACACACGUGGAUACGUCUCAAUUGGAAUGUUUUAGUAUGUCCAUUGGUAUUAGUAAAUACAUUUGAUCUGAUCAUUUCAAUUUUUACACACAGGUGAUUAUGCUAGCGUUUACUUUAGUGUUAGAAAAGCAUAAAAUCCGCUAUCAAAAUAGUUUGUUUGAUUUCGAAUUUGACAAUGGUACCGGAAAGAGAAGACACUAAAUCUUCUUGAAUAAUUCUAAGUGACGAAACCUCUGCUUUGGAUCACGUACGAGAUUCUCACACAUGUGUUUCAUGGUAAAUGAUUUAUAUCGAUGUAUAUAUUCAUGGACACUGUUUCAUAGUAACCCCAGCUCAUUUGUACUUAUAGGACGUGACAAUGAACUUUUGUAUGCAUUGUGGUCCAACAUAAGAAGCCCUGGUUUUGUGAGAUGUCGCCAUUUGUAAAUAAAGUAAUAACCAUUAUGUUGUUUUCCUUGUUGU